AGACUUUAUCGCGAAUCGUAGCGGAUUCCUGCAAUGUGUCUUAUCAACAAGAUAUCUCAUUGGAUUGGAAUGACUACUACCUCUUCGAGUUCGAGAAUUACGAUUCGCGACGCUUUGUGUCGAAUCAGCGUUUUACGCUUUUUAUGAAGAUAAUUGAAUUCGCGGAAAAUCAAACGAUCUUCCGAGUACACUUGGAACACGUAACAUUCUGACGAAAUUAUUUAUAACUAUUCUCUCCUUGACUUUUAUAUAUACAUAUACACUGAACGUCAUAUAUGUAUAAUGUAUAGAUGUCUUAACACUUUAGAUGAAUUUUAUAGAAGUAUUUUCAAAAGGAAUGCAUUAUGUUUAUAUAUCCAGAUAGUUUCGGUUUAAUUUUAUAGAAAUUUAUAUAUUGAUUUCGAUUUCUUUUAAUAUAAAAUAAUAUCAGUCUGUCAUUCUCUCUCUUUUCUUUUUCUUCUCUCUCUCUCUCUCUCUCUCUCUCUCUGUCUCUCUCUCUUUUCUCCAUUUUAUUUGGUAUCGAUUAUAUGAUACCAAAUAAAGUCUUCAAUCUUUUAUGACUUUAUUACAGUUUAUAACAGUUAACUUGAUCUUUCACGAUAGUUCAGGCGAUGACAAAAAUUGCAGACCCAUCUCGAUAAAGAAUAGAAAGAAAGAGAAAGAGAGGAAAUAAAGUCCAAUGAGAAAAUAUUCGCGUAAGGACAUUGUAUUGUUUGGCAUAAUCGAAGUUUAGCAAUAUCGGGAGAAGUGAAAGUGCAAGCAGGAGCCACAGAGACUCUUUUAUGUAUUUAAAAUGCAAAAGCAUAUUUAUUUCGAUCGCUAUUAAGGGUAUCAUUGUACUAAAUGUAUAUCCCUCGCUUUUCAAUCCCCUAUGCCUCCCCCCCCCUCCCCCUCUAUCCCUACCCCCUCACUCUUCUACCGCCCAUUUUUCUUGUCGAUGGUAUAUCUACACAUAUAUUUGUAUACACAAUUUAUGCAUUAUGUAUACAUACAUACAUAUAUAUAUGCAUACACUACGAGAGACACACGGUAAAUUACGCGACGCGAGGUAUAUAUAUAUGUAUAUGUACGCGUGCCUUUUCCGAGAAGAAAGGCCUACCUAUACGAUUAAUCAUGCUAAAUUUUUUGCACAAUUUAUACGUGUAGCUGAUAUGAAAUACGGUUUUUUGCUAACGAGAGUAGCCGAACUACUUAAUGCGAGCGACGAGACGCGAGAAGUGUCACGCGUGUGCGGAAGCGAGGAAGAUAAAGAAAUUUAUGAAAAAAAAAAAAUUCUCCGAAUCGAAAACGAGCGAACAAAAGCAUUGUUCCCACCGAUACUUGCGCGAAUCGCAACCGCUCGUGUAGCCUCUUGUUGAGACCUAGAUAGAGACGUAUAGAUCCAGCGAGUCUCAACCCGCGACAGCUCAGAUAGUCGCUCAGUGGAAUCGAUCGAGAGACCGAAGGAGCGAAUAAAAUUCGAUAGAGGAGGAUUUUCGUUUGAGUGAGCGAAAAUUGCCACGUUCAGGAACGAGGUUGAGAAUCUUCGCGUUAGGUGUAGAAUAUACCAUUUUCGUACGGUAGACGAGUUCCCGCGUAGAGACGACAUUUCCUAAGGAUAAGCGGCGGCAAAGGUCGAAGGAAUCGCUACUUCGGAAAUUCGGAAUUAUACGAUUUUAAUAUUAGAAAUUUUCCUGUUCUCCGUGAUAUGAAUUAUCUCUAUUUUUAUUAGAAUUACUUCCGAUUAAGAAUUUUUUUAUUUGACUUAUAAAAAACUAGAAUGUGUAGAGAUAAAGAGAGAAAAGUAUGAUUGUGAUAGAAUUAAUUUAAUUUUUAUUUAAUAGAAAUUUAUACGUAAUUAGUAAGCCACUUUUAUUCAAUAUUUUUUUUUAAUAAUAUUUAUAUUAAAUUGUUUCCAAAUCGGAUGCAUUUUGUUUACGUGCUGCAUAUGACACAUUGCAUCAAUUCAGUUUCAAUUGUCGUCAUGCAAAAAUGUUGAUCCUUCUGUAACAAUAAGCAUUUUGAUUGCUUGAUUGCUCCGAUUAAUUGAUCAAUUGAGCGUAAUCUUUUUCUCUCUCGAUAUUAAAUCGCUGCACGUGGCCUUCGAUUUUGUCGCCGCGAAACCUUUCGCUAGUAUGAAAAUUUUCCUCGGUUUUGCUCUUCUACAAUUGUAGCCUAUUUUUAGCUGUCGAUCCGAUCUUCGCCCUUCACCUGCUUUCCCAAGCCCUUCCUCAAUCGAUAUAGAUAAAUGCCGUUUCAAUCGAAUAUAUUACACGUUAAAUGGAUUAACAAAGAAAAAAAGAUGACGCUGAUUUGGCGGGGUGGUAUUUGUAAAUAAAGCUGUAAAAGCGAUGAAACGGUGCAAUCAUUUCACCUGCAUCGGUGUAGAAUUAGAAGAAAUAGAGUUUUUUAAAAAUGAAAUAGUCAAGCACACGCGCAUGCUUUUAUUUAACAUAUAAAUUUCAUCGAGAAUUUAUUUUAUAGUUGAAAGCAAAUAUUUAAAAACAUUUAAUAUAUUUCUAUUUAUCGGAUUGUUUAUCGUUAAUCUCGAAAGAAUAUUGGAACUGAUUUUAACAAAUUAUUUUCCUUGACAUUGAAUGACUUCACAUUCUUCUUUCAUCGCGUUAUAUUGCACCAUUACGGCUCACUUUGCGUCAUAAAAAAUAAGAACACUGACGUUUAUUGCGUAAGAAAAUAUAAUCCAUUAAACAGAAUUUUUUAAUCUUAAAAUUAGGAGAGAGAAACAAACAUUUCUUCUGAUUGUUUAAUAAAUUGUAAAAUGAAGUAUAAUACAUUCGCAUAAAUCUUUAUGAAUGACAAGGCAAAGAUUUGCCUGUUAGACUUUGCUCAGAAUCAGACAAUCAAUUUGUCAGAUACUUAAAUGUUUUUCAUCGAUGAGUGUGUUGCAUUUUUCCUCUCACAGUUAGCCACAGUGCCAAAUGGAAGCUCUACGAAACCUAAUCUUUCCUUUGUCUUUUCUUUAAAUUGCUUUAUUAUAGUUUCGGAGGGAUAAACUUUCUCUUUCAUUUAUCUUUUAUUUUUUGGACAUGCUUGUCAAAAGUUUUCUAACUAAGAGAGAAUGAGUCUUCAAGUGGGAAGAGUUGGAGAAUUUUUUGAACAGUCCACCAGUUGAAAGGUAUACGUGUCUCGAGGCACAUAAACUGCGUCCUGCAUUCCUUUUCGUGCGAAAGCAUAUCUUCGAAGAAGAACGUCGUCGGCGAUCAGUCGAAGCAUAGUCAUCGCGGCAAAAAGUGCUACGUACGAGGCUUAUAAUCGAGCAAUCGUGAAGUUGUUAAAUCGCAGGAAUUAUUAGUUUUAAUAAUGAUAUAAAGGAGAGAAAAUAAUCAUCUUUAAAAAUUGUGAAUAAAUAUCUUUGAAUCAUUCAAGUCAAGAACACGUCUUUGAAUUCAAAUUUUUCUCAUCGGCUGUCAUCGUAAAAAUACUAUGGAUUCUUCGAUGGAGCGACAAGAAUCUUCAUCGUCCCCCGAGCAAUUUUGUGAUUUCCGAUGGAAGAUACCUAUACAGACUUUUAAAGAAUACUGCGAUACAAUCAUGGCUGAAGAGAUGCCAGUUCAAAAGUUUAUAAAACCUGGGAGUCAUAAGGGUAAAAGCAUCGCCGUGUUCACCAGCGGUGGCGAUUCUCAAGGAAUGAAUGCUGCUGUACGAGCGGCUGUAAGGAUGGGUAUUUAUCUUGGAUGCAGGGUGUACUUUAUCAGAGAAGGCUAUCAAGGUAUGGUAGACGGCGGAAAGAACAUCGAAGAAGCCACUUGGUCGGCCGUGUCUUGCAUCAUCCACAAGGGCGGCACAGUAAUAGGCUCUGCUCGAAGUGACGAAUUUAGAGAGCGUUCUGGUCGUCGAAAAGCCGCCAAGAACUUGGUGAACCUGAAUAUAACCAAUCUAGUAGUGAUCGGUGGAGACGGUUCUCUCACAGGUGCCAAUCUCUUCAAGGAUGAAUGGCCCGAACUUCUAAAGGAACUUGUCGCGUCUGGAGAUAUAACUGUCGAACAGAGCGAGAAGAACAAGCAGUUACACAUUGUCGGAAUGGUAGGUUCCAUCGAUAAUGAUUUCUGCGGUACGGAUAUGACGAUUGGUACUGAUUCAGCGUUGCAUCGUAUCAUUGAAAGCAUAGACGCUAUAGCUAGUACAGCUUACUCUCAUCAGAGAACGUUUAUAAUGGAAGUUAUGGGUCGUCAUUGUGGUUAUCUGGCUCUGGUGACAGCUAUAUGUUGCGAAGCUGAUUAUGUUUUCAUCCCAGAAUGGCCACCUGAGCAGGGGUGGCCCAACAAGCUGUGCAAAAAAUUAUUGCAGGAAAGACUCACUGGUCAACGACUUAAUAUUAUUAUUGUGGCUGAAGGUGCUGUUGACAGAAACGGUGAGCCAAUUACAGCUGAAAAAAUUCAUAAAGUAGUCGUAGAAAAAUUACAGCAGGAUACAAGAAUCACUGUUCUGGGCCAUGUACAAAGAGGCGGCAAUCCUUCAGCCUUUGAUAGAGUUUUGGGCUGCCGGAUGGGAGCUGAAGCUGUAAUGGCUUUAAUGGAGGCGGCACCCGAGACAGAAGCGUGGGUCGUAACGUUGGAUGGUAACCAAGCAGUGAGAUUACCACUCAUGGAAUGCGUUCGUCGUACGAAAGCUGUGGCGCAGGCUAUGGCUAAUAAAGAUUGGGAUCUUGCUGUGAAACUUCGAGGAAAGGGUUUUGAACGUAACUUGGAAACUUACAAGAUGCUGACUCGUUUGAAAGCUCCGGAUUUAGAUCAUACUGCAAAGGAAAUUAAUGGCCGCACAUUAACGAAGCAAUACACUUUAUGUGGACAAGAUCGCUAUACAGUAGGAGUCAUGCACAUAGGAUCACCGUCCUGCGGUAUGAACGCAGCGGUUCGCUCUUUCGUGAGGAAUUGUAUCUAUCGAGGUGAUAAGGUAUAUGGUAUCUGUGACGGAAUCUUGGGUCUCCUGGCUGGUAGAUUGAAAUUGAUGGAGUGGCCAUCUGUCACCGGUUGGGUGGCGGAGGGUGGCGCGAAGUUGGGAACGAAGCGCACACCGCCCCAGGAAGAUCAGUUACCCUUAAUUGCUCAAAAAUUGAAAGAGUUUGGAAUACAGGCGCUACUCAUCAUAGGUGGAUUCGAGGGUUAUCAAACUGGUCUAACAUUUUUCAAAGCGAGAGAUAAAUACGAGGAGUUCAGGAUUCCUAUUGCUAUGAUUCCUGCAACUAUUAGCAACAAUGUGCCAGGCACUGAAUUUUCGUUGGGUUGUGAUACAGCUUUGAAUGAAAUUACAGAAAUCUGCGAUCGUAUUCGACAAUCGGCACAAGGUACCAAACGUCGUGUAUUUGUCAUCGAGACGAUGGGUGGUUUUUGCGGAUAUUUAGCGACCGUCGCUGGACUAGCCGGCGGUGCCGACGCGGCUUAUAUCUACGAAGAGAAGUUUAAUAUUAAAGAUUUGAAUCAAGAUGUUAUCGCAAUGGCGGCGAAGAUGUCGGAGGGUGUCGAGAGAGGCCUUAUUAUCAGGAAUGAGAACGCCAAUGAGAAUUACAAUACGGAAUUUAUUUAUAGGCUUUUUAGCGAAGAAGGAAAAGGUUUAUUCAGUUGUAGAAGCAACAUACUCGGACACAUGCAACAAGGUGGCUCGCCAACUCCCUUUGACCGUAACUUGGGAACAAAAAUGGGUGCUAAGGCAGUUGAAUGGUUUAGCGAUCAGUUGAGAAAAUGUACUAGCCCCGAUGGCAAAACGGUUACUACAGCAGCUGAUAGUGCGGUGAUGCUUGGUAUUAUCAGACGUCAAUAUAGAUUUACGCCGUUCACGGAGCUUAUCGAUGUUACGGAUUUUGAACAUCGUAUUCCGACAUAUCAAUGGUGGAUGAAACUGCGUCCACUGCUGAAAGUAUUGGCAAAGCACGAGUCGACUUACGAAGAGGAGGGUCUUUACAUAACUGUUGAAGAGAUGAACCAACAAAAGGAUCCACCUCUUGUAUGAAUCGCGAAAUCGAUUACCUAAGGCGUCAUCAGGUAAUACAGCGGUCAAAUGGAUAUUACUGAUCGUGUGAAAAGUAGUAGAUGUUUAUGAUUAAGAGUAAUCACAGUAUUGUAUGAUAUUAUGAUAAUUUUAUCGCUGCUCGACGAGAAAAAUGAGAAUCUUAUAUAUAUUUACUGGAUCAUGUACAUCUUGAAAAUUUUGAUUGUAUACAUUAUUAUGAUUUUUUCAUAGUAACGUUUAUAUGCUACGUUUGUCCUCGUAGCUAUUUAUUUAAGAUUUGGACUCAAAUUUUUUGAAUAUAAAUAAUUUGAAUGUAGCUAUAAUAGAUGUGAUCGAGAAUAUAGGAACGUACUUUUCUUUUUUGUUUGGAAAUCAUGUUUGUGUCUUGAAUGCUUUCCAACUCAGGUGAGAAAUAGGUACAAAGGCAGUAUCUGCGCAAAGUGCAAAGGUAAGGUAUAUUUUAAAUUUGAAAACAAAAUAUAAGAGCGGUAUCUGUUGGCAACGAUACGGUAUUGUUACAGUAUCUUAUAGUAAUGUUAAAAAAAUCACGUUGCGUAUACAUUGAUGUAUAGUGUGAAAGAUAAAUUAGAAUCUAUAUAUAUAUAUAUAUAUAUAUAUAUAUAUAUAUAUAUAUAUAUAUAUAUAAAAUUUUGUAGUGUAGCAAGAUAUACAAUGUUCAAGCGCUAAAUAACGAACUAAAAUAAUAUUAUUUUUUAUUUUUAUUUACGAAAAUUAUGCAGGAAUACAUGGGGCUAUAAAUUGGAAACUAACGACGUACAAAAUUUACAUUUGAUGUGCUACUCGAACCUAAUACAUACACAAUUUUCGCACUUAUAUUUUAAUUAUCAUGGAUUCAGCAACUAAACGUUUAUUAGCAUCACCAGCGAAUAAUAACAUUCUUUGUAUAUUUUUAAUGUUUUGGACAUUAUAUAUAUGACUAUAUAUGUGAGUUACAAACUAACAACCGCAAAUCUUUCGAUAUUUCGUUUUUGCUUGAUUUUUUAAGUAUAAUUGCGCGAUAUGUGAAACGUUUAAUAAAAAUGAUUGUAGCCUGGAUCGAGAAGUAAAUCAGAUUUCAAAAAUUUUUCAAAGAGUUUCACAGAUCAAAUAUUCUGAAUCGUAUUUGUGGUCUACUAAGGUGUAGGAUUAAAAAAGUAAUGCAAUAUUUUGCACUCGGUGAAAGUGUUUAUCCUUCGGUUUAGCGUUACUCGCGAAGCUAUAAAAAGCUAUUGGAGAAUAUACCUGUCUACCUCAAAACAUAAUUUUGCAACGAUGAACGAACGACUCGCAGGAAAGAAAUUGAUCCGAGUCGCGCGUUAUAGUGUUGCACGUAACGUUAAAGGGAAAAAUUUGCUAAAAUUUAAGAUUUGUGUGACCACAAAGAUAUUUAGAUUUAAUUCUUUUUCUCUUACUCUCUCUCUCUCUCUCUCUCUCUCUCUCUCCCUCGUCCCCUCUCCCUCCUCUCUCUCUUUCUCUCUGUCUUUCUCUCUCUCUCUACUCGUAUAUUUAUCUUUCGAGAGAAUUGUGCAAGUAUUUAUCUCAUAAUUGUCCUUUUUUUUUUUACGUAUAAUGUAGCGUUUGUCAGAUGUUCUCACCAGAUUUUAGAGCCAAAUAAUUGCAUUCUCUGGUGCAAUCGCUGAAAAUUAUGUCUUGUGCAAACUCUUACUCUACAUAUUCGUGAAUUUGCUUAAACGUCGAAAUAAAUUGCCGAUUUGUGAUUUUAACAAAAAUACGUGAAAGAAUAUAUGAAGAAACUUGUGCGUGAUGUCUGCGUACGUUAUAAUCUUCUCAAUGUACGGUACACGUGGAUAUUCGCGUCAGAAUAGCGGAGUACGUAACACAAUUUUCAUUACAAAUGUUGCUGCUUAACACUUGCAAUGCGACGAUAUACAUUUAAGAUUUGGCUUCAGUAGAUUAGCGUAUUUGAUAUGCAUGUGCUGCAUAAAAUAAAUAAUAAAAUUUUGAAAGUACAAUGAUGCGCGCAUGAUAUGCGUUUUAUGAUUUAUUCGAACUAGAAUACUUAAUGUAGAUUAUAUGUAAAAAAAGUUAUUCGACAGAUCGUGCUUAUUCAGAAUCGUUACAAACUAUAGGUAUAUGAUCUACUAAUAGUAUACGAUAGAUGAAAAUAGUUCUUGUUGAAAAGCAACUUAAAUAAUAUCACUAAUACGGCACUUGUUUAAACGCACGUAGGAAUCUCAGUUUUUUAAUAUCCUAGCAAAAGAGGCUAAACUAUCAAACGAGACUAAAGUGCGACAAGAUAGGGGAGAUACGCGAAAGUCUCGUCAAUUAUCUGUGCAUAAAAUCGUAUUUUUAUUAUUACCUGCAUCGAUACAGUUUAUGGUAUAUUUUCUAUAGUUCGUGAUAAAUACUUUUAUUUUAGAACAAUUAUUUGACAAUCAAAUAUAUAUUUAACAGUUCUUAAACAUCUUUUAUUUUAAUAAGUAAUAAUGGAUCAAGAUAUCUGAUUAAAAUUUAAAAUUAAAUUACAAUUCAUUGAUACACAAAUUAUAUAUCAAACUUCUGCUAGUACAAAUAAAAAUCAUGUUGAUAGUUAAUCAUUUUAUAUAUCAUUUUACAUAUGGAAUAUUUAAUUCGCACUCAUGUGUCGGUUAAGAUAUAUGUACAUAUAAUUAUCGAGUACUCUAUAUCGCAAUCUAUAGUUGAUGUAAGCAGAAAUGUACAAAUAUAGUGUAUUUACUUAAUGUCAAGUUAGUUAUCUGUAGUUCAUGUAGCGCAAUAAGGAUAUGUAAGAGAAUGAGAGAGAUUUAUUAUUUUUAAGAUCUCAGAGAUUAUAUUUUCGACUCAUUGUUGAUCAAUGAAUUUACAUUCUCUGUCCACAGCAUAUAUAUAUAUAUAUAAUAUAUAUACAUAUAUAUAUAUAUAUAUAUAUUUAUUUUUCUCUCCUUUUUUUUCUCUCUCCGAGAUAUUGAAUCAUCGCGACGUUAUCACACUGCAUUCUGCGCGACGCGAUACAUUAAAGAAAUAUCUGUAUUUGCCACGAUUUGAAAUUUUGCGCGGAUUGAUCAUUGCGAUAAAUGUUGUAAAUUAAAAAAAAAACGACUAUGUAUUACCGCGCACGAUGUUGUAUUCAUGUCGUGAAAUAAAUUAUAUCUUCUAAAUA
Molecule: messenger RNA, 9067 nt
Organism: Cataglyphis hispanica
Lineage: Eukaryota; Metazoa; Arthropoda; Insecta; Hymenoptera; Formicidae
Gene: Pfk
Product: ATP-dependent 6-phosphofructokinase
Exons: 18
Coding region: 3424-5946 (840 amino acids)
Biological process (GO): fructose 1,6-bisphosphate metabolic process; canonical glycolysis; fructose 6-phosphate metabolic process
Cellular component (GO): 6-phosphofructokinase complex; cytoplasm
Molecular function (GO): fructose-6-phosphate binding; monosaccharide binding; ATP binding
Source: RefSeq, a predicted model, not a curated record